AUGUUAUAAUAAUCACAAUAAAUUGAUUACUUAUAUAUUCCAACUAGUAAGAAUUUAUAAUAAUUACUAAAAACAACUACCUUCUGGACUAUUGGUAACAUAUAAAAUACUCAUUUAAUCAAAUCAUAAUUACUUAAUAGAUUCAAAAAUAAGAAUUAUGAGUUUGCUUUAACUAAUAAUGGCUAUUUUAUUAAAUUUGGGACUAAAAACAUUAAAUAUUGCAAUUUGUUGAAUAAUCUUUACAUAAUUACAUAUACAGAUAAAUACUUCACUAUAAGAUCACAAGAUAGGUCUAAAGAAUAUUAAGGGCCUAAUGAAAAACAAACUAGAAUUUGGAUAGAGUAUCUAACUAGAUUUUGUAUAAUUAGAGGAGAAUUCUAUAACAAAUUUAAGUUCAUUAAUUAAAUUAGUAGUGGAAACUAUUCGAAAGUAUAAUCAAUUUAUAUAUUAAUUUAAGGGUUAUUUAAUAUAAGAUAAUAAGAAUCGAUAAUAUGUUUGUAAAUCAUUUGAAAAAGCAGAUUUACAGAUGGUUAUUAAACUUAGAGAUUCUGUUAUAGGUGAAAUCUUACUCUUAAGAUAAGUAAAUCAUCCAAAUAUAAUUAAACUAUAUGAAAUUCAUGAAGAUUCUAAAAACAUUUAUAUGAUUUAUGAAUGGGCAAGAGGAGAAUUAUUUUAAGAAUUUUAGAAAAUAAAAGCAAAGAAAUCUCGUUUUACUGAACAAUAAGUCAGUCAGAUUAUGAGAUAGAUAUUUUUGGGAUUGAGUUAUAUUCAUUCCUUAAAUAUUAUUCAUAGAGAUAUUAAAUUAGAGAAUAUAUUACUAAAAGAUUAAAAUUAGAUAGUUAUUGCUGAUUUUGGUUUAGCAGCAAAAAAGUUGCCUAAAUUUGAAUUUAAAAAAUAUGGUACUCCUGGUUAUAUUGCUCCUGAAGUAUUGAAUUUAAAGGUUUAUAAUGAAAAAAUUGACAUAUUUAGUGCUGGUGUAGUAGCUUAUAUAUUAUUAACAUAAAAACCAGUAUUUACAGGUUCUACAAUAAGUGCUAUUUUAAAUUAAAAUACUGCUGGUAAAAUUGAUUUUGAAAGACCCUCAUUUAUCAAUCUAAGUAAAGAUGCUUAAUUCUUCUUAAGAAAAGUAUUAUCAUUAGGAGAAGAUCAACGUCCUUCUGCAUCAGAUUGUUUAGAAUCUUCAUUUCUUAAGAAUUAAUUCUAAUUAAAUGAGAUUGGAACUCCAAUUAAACCUAAUUUAGAUGUAUCCUUUAAAUUUAAUUAAUAGAUUAGAUUGAGUUAUUUAAGUUCUAGUAUAUUGCCAUAAUAGAUUAAUUUAUCCAAAGCUAAAAGAAAGUCUAUGAGGCAAUAUAUAUUAUUAAAAUAAGCAAUUAUUACUGAAAAAUAAAAAUAAUAAAUGUUGCCAUAAAUAGCUGAAUAAUAGAAUGGAGAAGAGGAAGAUAAUGAAAGAUUGAUAGUUUAAGAGAGUGUCAAAAAUGUAUUAAUUGAUAUUGAUCAUACAGAUAGCUGGUUCAUUUUACACAGAGAAUUAGAAGGGAAGUUAAAAUUCAGAUGAUUCAAAUGGAGAUUCUUCAGGUGAAAGUAUGAAUGGCUCAUCAUCUUCUGAAAGUGAAGAUGAUUCUAAUCUUUUUUUAGAGGAGGAUGACUUAUAGAAUUUAUCAUCCAAAAUAGCAGGGUUAGGUGGUGGUUUAUAAAUAAAAAUUAAGAAAUGA
Molecule: messenger RNA, 1712 nt
Organism: Paramecium pentaurelia
Lineage: Eukaryota; Ciliophora; Oligohymenophorea; Peniculida; Parameciidae
Source: the annotation of a GenBank genome assembly